This is a messenger RNA of Drosophila eugracilis, 1174 nucleotides long. RefSeq lists its product as uncharacterized. The record is from RefSeq and is a predicted model, not a curated record. The transcript has 2 exons. Bases 44 to 976 code for a protein of 310 amino acids. NCBI's taxonomy places the organism in Eukaryota, Metazoa, Arthropoda, Insecta, Diptera, Drosophilidae.
GUAGAACAGGCUCACGCGAUAGGAAAGGAAUCUGUCCUAAAAUAUGAAUUUAAAAAUUAUCCCUCAGAAACAUUCACAGCCUGAUAAGGUAAACAAAAUUUCGGUAUUACGUAAAAUGAUAGGCAUUCAUAAAAAACGACCAGCUGCCGGAGACUACGUAGUGCCCAAUAAUUCGGUUCUAAAUCUGCAGCACAAGCCCGGUACCUACGAUCCCACGAUCAACGCCAUGGAGAAGGCCACCAAGUGUCGCUACUGCGAGAACAUGGCCAAGAACUUUCUGUAUUUGGAGAGCCUGAUCCGGAAUAACAAGGACACUGAGAAGAAUCCCAAAUGCAGUCUAUGCAACUCAUCGCUGAAGUUUUUGGAGUAUGUAAACCGCAAUAUCCGUCAGGUUUUCGGCAACUUUGAUGCAAUCGUCCAAGCGGAUCGUGCUUUGGCAGCCAAGCCGGCUAUGAUGCCGAAAUACUCGGUGGGCCAGCCCCUGGACAAGGUCGAUAUGCGUGCCAAAGGUGGUGCUAUCGUCUCGCUUCAGAAGUCGUCUAAAAGUCUGAAGACCAAGGCCUCAUCACCGAAGACCAAGUCCAAAGAGAAGGGCAUCAACGGUCUGAAGUCAUUGAAAUCCAUCAAAUCGCACAAAUCUUCCAAAUCACUGAAGUCGGCCAAGUCGAGUAAGUCUCAAAAGUCAUCCUUGAAGCUUUCCAAGAAAGCUAUCACCAAACCGAAGAGUCCCAAAAGUCAAAUCAGCCAUGGCAAGAAGAUAUUGAAGCGCAAAUUCCGGAACAAGCUGGCCAGCAAGUUGGCCGGCAAUAAGGUAGUUCGCAGUGUCAGUCAAUACCGAAGUCUAGGCACCACAAGAUCCAAACUCUCGAAGGGAUCGAGCCACAAGAAACUGGUCAAACCUACUCCUCCGCCGACCAGCAUCAACUGGCAGCUGCUCAAACGCAACCUGCCCAAGCGUCCCACUGCGGUAAAGUAGAGGACGCGGCGAGCGUGGGGUCGACUGAAUAAGCUCCACACCAAAAAUAAUCUCGUUUGUCAAAACUUUCUUAGUGAUAUUUUGCAUGGAUGAACUGAGGCAUCUAUAUAAACAAAUUUAGGUCGAGAUUAAAUUAUUAGUUCAUGUUAAAGGCAAAUUUACAUAAAUAUAUAGACAAAUAAAACUUAAUAAUAUGUA